Schistosoma guineensis is the source of this 1605-nucleotide messenger RNA. The record is from the annotation of a GenBank genome assembly. Lineage: Eukaryota; Metazoa; Platyhelminthes; Trematoda; Strigeidida; Schistosomatidae.
AUGUGGAUGAGGAAGUACGAACGACACCGUAAAUUUUGUCGAACCAGCAUAUACAAAGACUUCUGUCGUCUGCAACUGAUUGUUAGGGAAUUAUCUUCUUUAAAGAUGAUGACCUUGUUGGUUUUUUUGUUAGUUGUAUAUGCUAUUAUUUUCGCAAUUAAAUGGUUUAUCCGUCAUCGAAAACACGUUAUGCACCGUGAUUUGAUGGAGAAAUAUGGUGUUCCAGCCAAUCACAAGAUUGUUGGGUUCUUUCAUCCUUAUUGUAAUUGUGGGGGUGGGGGUGAACGUGUUCUAUGGACUGCAAUUAAGUGUAUGUUAGAAAAAUAUAAACACAUAGUAAUUGUUAUUUAUACCAAUGAUGCAGAGUGCCUUUCAAAUCCUGAUAAAGUUCUCAGUAACAUCCGAAGAAUAUUUGGAAUAUAUUUCAACAAACCUUCCAAUUCUGCUAUACAUUUUGUACCGCUGAAAUUAGAGAUUUUACUAACUCCGAAGCUAUAUCGUUUAUUCACACUAGCUGGUCAGGCUUUUGGUUCAGUUCUAGUUGGAUUGGAAGCUAUCUUUAGAUGCCCACCGGAUGUAUAUAUUGACACUACCGGAUUCGCUUUUACUAUACCUCUAGCCAAAUGGUUAUGUAAUUCACAGACAGCGGCUUACGUACAUUAUCCAACUAUAUCGUCUGUUAUGUUGCAACGUGUAUCGUCCUCACUGUUCUCAAAAAAUAAAAAUGAAAUAGUUUUAACUUAUAAUAAUCCUGAUUGGGUUAGAAAUAAUAAGAUCUUUUCCAGCAUAAAAUUCUUAUACUACAACCUUUUAAUCAAAGCUUAUAAAUUCUCUGGUUCAAGCAUAAAUGUCGAUGUUGCAAUGACGAAUUCAUCUUGGACUCAAAAGCAUAUUCAGUCAUUGUGGGGUGGAAAACCUGUUGUGCUCUAUCCUCCUUGUCCCGUCGAGGAUUUGGAAGGGAAAUUAGUCAGUGAUCAAAGACUUAAGUGGAUUUUAUCUGUCGGUCAGUUUAGACCGGAAAAGAAUCACGAGCUUCAGUUAGACGCUUUCCAUCACUUCCUUAGCCGUCACAAGUCAGCAAAAAGCGAUGAAAAACACCAGUUCAAGCUUCUUUUAAUAGGUGGCUGUCGGGAUGACAAGGAUUUUGCCCUUGUCUCAAAACUUAAAGACCAGGCUGCUACACUGGAACUUGGAGAUACUGUAGAAUUCCACAUUAAUUUACCCUAUCAGGAGUUAAAAAGCUAUUUUGGACGUUGUUCUGUUAAUUUGCACACUAUGGUGGAUGAACAUUUCGGAAUAAGUGUCGUGGAAGGCAUGGCAUCAGGUCUUAUUACAAUUGCUCACAGAUCCGGUGGUCCACUUACUGAUAUAAUUGGACCCUCAGAAACUAGUUCAUCUUCCAAUCAGUUAGAAAAUCCAGGUGUUGGAUUCCUUGCGUCUACAGUUGAUGAAUACGCAAAUAUUUUCGAAUUGGUAUUGCUGAAAAUGUCUGAAUCACAAAUCGAUGCCAUACGAAAAAAUGCCAUCCAGUGGGUACAUGAAAAAUUUUCUGAGGAUUGUUUCAACAGGGGUUGGAUCGAUCAAAUGAAUUUAAUUAUCUUAUGA